AUGGACAAAAAGCAACAUUCAAAGUCAACUGCUAGUGGGUUAUCUUCUCCUUCCACAAUAAAUAAACCAAAAAAAUCAUCAGCAGCAACAGCGGAAGCAUCACUACCGACAACAACAACAAGCAGAAAUGCAGUACUUCCUCAGACUGCUCGCCGGAUUAUACAAAAUUUUCUAUUGAUCUGGUUAGAUGCAAAUAUUGAUGAAACGCAAGAAGACUUUAAAAAAUCAUUGAAGCAUUUGCGACAUGUUGUAGCAUCCAUUACAACAUUUACGAAUGCAGAACAAUGUUUAAAAUUUCUUGGUGAAAUUAGAAAAGAAAAAAUAUUUAUGAUUGUAUCUGGUGCAUUAGGACGACAAGUAGCACCAGAAUUGCAAGCAAUGUCACAGCUGGAAUCAAUAUAUGUUUUCUGUGGAAAUAAAUCAUAUCAUGAAGAAUGGGCCAAAACUAUACCGAAGGUGAAAGGCGUUUACACUGCCAUUAAACCAAUAUGUCAAGCACUUGAAAUUGAUCGA
This is a messenger RNA of Rotaria sp. Silwood2, 513 nucleotides long. The record is from the annotation of a GenBank genome assembly. Lineage: Eukaryota; Metazoa; Rotifera; Eurotatoria; Philodinida; Philodinidae.